Gopherus flavomarginatus (Mexican gopher tortoise) is the source of this 5382-nucleotide messenger RNA. It is a transcript of the gene OSGIN2, whose product is annotated as oxidative stress induced growth inhibitor family member 2. The transcript has 6 exons. The coding region runs from base 118 to 1791 and encodes 557 amino acids. NCBI's taxonomy places the organism in Eukaryota, Metazoa, Chordata, Testudines, Testudinidae. The record is from RefSeq and is a predicted model, not a curated record.
GCCAGCCGGGCCCCAGUGCGGCGGCCGCGAGAGGAGGCGGAGCAGCGCAGCCCGGACCAGCCGCCGCUCAGCUCAGCUCAGCUCAGCCGCCAGCCGGCUCCCCGCGUCCGCCCGCCCAUGCCGGUGUGGUGCUGCCGCUGCUCCUUGGCCCGCCACUUCAGAAAUUACAGUGGCUCUGAAAGUGAAGGACAACUUUUGAGCUCCUUAGUGCAGCAUUUUGGUGACAACCUUGGGAGGAAAGAUAAAAGAAUGCCCUUACUAGAAGAAACCACUCUGACUGGGGACCCACUCCUGACUGUGCCAAUAGUAAUAAUAGGGAAUGGACCUUCAGGAAUUUGCCUUUCUUACAUGCUGUCUGGGUAUAGGCCAUACUUGUCUCCUGAAGCUGUACAUCCAAAUCCCAUUUUGCAUAGUAAAUUAGAAGAAGCUAGACAUCUCUCUAUUGUUGACCAAGAUUUAGAAUACUUGUCUGAAGGUCUUGAAGGACGUUCUUCCAAUCCAGUUGCAGUACUUUUUGAUACACUGCUUCAUCCAGAUGCUGACUUUGGCUAUGAUUACCCACCUGUUCUGCACUGGAAGCUAGAACAGCAUCAUUAUAUCCCACAUAUAGUGCUUGGCAAAGGACCACCUGGUGGAGCUUGGCAUACUAUGGAAGAUUCUAUGUUGACAAUCAGUUUUGGAGACUGGAUGGAGUUACCAGGACUGAAGUUUAAGGAUUGGGCAGCUAGUAAACGCAGAAGUAUAAAGAGCAACAGAGUUAUGCCGGAGGAAAUAGCUUGUUAUUAUAAACAGUAUGUUAAAGUCAUGGGCCUCCAGAAGAACUUCAGAGACAAUGCUUACAUAACAUCUGUUUCAAGACUUUACCGAGAACAGGCUGACGAAGAUGAAAGCCAAGUGAGUGAAGAUAUUUCAGCACAGCAUUUGCAAAUGGCAAAGGAAGAUGUACAGACAUCACUGAUCAAGAGAAACUGGGAAGUCAGAGGUUAUCAGAGAACAGCAGAUGGCUCUCAGGUGCCCUUCUGCCUCUUUGCUGAGAAUGUGGCUCUUGCGACUGGAACUUUUGAUUCUCCUGGCCGACUACAGGUUGAAGGAGAAGAAUUUCCCUUUGUGUUUCAUUCCAUGUCUGACUUUGGAGCUGCCAUCAGCAAAGGAAAACUACGUGGGAAAGUAGACCCUGUCUUAAUUGUGGGUGCUGGACUCUCAGCAGCUGACGCAGUACUGUGUGCUUACAACAAUAACAUCCCUGUAAUUCAUGUGUUUCGUAGAAGGGUUACUGAUCCAAGUUUAAUUUUCAAACAGCUGCCUAAACAACUUUAUCCUGAAUACCAUAAGGUCUAUCAUAUGAUGUGUACUCAGUCACAUGCUGUGGACUCUAAUCUGCAUUCUGCUUACACCAGUUUUCCUGAGCACCGUGUACUUUCCUUCAAGCCAGACAUGAAAUGUGUCCUACAGAGUGCCUCUGGAUUGAAGAAAAUCGUCAAGUUCUCCGUAGCCUUAGUACUGAUAGGUUCUCACCCUAAUUUGUUCUUUCUAAAGGACCACGGUCAGGGGAUAGGUCAUAACCCAAACCAGCCAAUCACAUGCAAGGGUAAUCCUAUUGAGAUUGAUCCAUAUACUUACGAGUGCACUAAGGAAGCCAGUCUUUUUGCAUUAGGCCCGCUGGUUGGAGACAAUUUUGUACGGUUUUUAAAAGGAGGUGCACUGAGCAUUGCACGAUGUUUGGCUACAAGACAAAAGAAGAAACAUCAGCUAAUUGUUGAAAGAGGCGGGGGUGGGGAUGGUGUCCCGUAAAACAUGCAGUCAUAUAAACUUUCAUAUAUGGAAUUAAAGGCGUACUCUAACAAGCAACUCAUUGACAGCUAAAUUCAUUAGUAGCCUCUUCUUUGUCAUAUAUGCAAGUCACGCUUGUAUUGCCUGAUAGAGGAUGCUGAUGCUACACUACUUCUCCCUUUUCAAAAGACAGAAGUGUGGUCUUCUGUUUUAAGUGCUCUGUCCCACAACUGGAAUUUCUUCCAGACAGACAGCAAAUGAGACUAACUUACAGUGACUUACCUGUGGUCUAUUGCUCAAACGAAAGAGCACACUUACUCUCUGGAAAGAGAAUGUCUUGCCCGAGCGCUGGUUUUUAUUCUGAGUAUUUCACCACACAAAAUAUACUUAUCUUUAAAGUAUAAAUGUAAGUUAAGUUGUCAGAGCAGAAAGCUUUCCUUGUGAUGAUCUUUGGUCUCAAAGCAAAUGUGUGUAUUUUGAACAAGGAUUAUAUUUAUUUUGCCAUAGUAAUACUGGCAUUUGUAUAAAUGUUUAUUUAGCCUGUAGUAAAACAGUCUUUACAAUAAACAAACAGGAUUUCUAUAAGCAGAAAAAAAUUGGCUUAACAGUUAAACCAGAUCCAUCAUUAUUUGGUACUGGGAUAAAAGAGAGAACAGCAUUCCUUUAAGCAUAGCUGCUAAUUUGACAAUCCACUAAUGUUUUUGUCAAGCGUAUGCCUCCACUUUCAUAAGUGCAUAAGGACCAUAAUAUAGAGAUUUUAUAGAGAUGUGUUCUCUAUUACACUGCUAUGUAACUUUCCAAGAAUAUUCUGGUUUACAGUAAAAUAAUAAAGUGCUGAUGCAAGUGCUCUUACGACAGUGUCAAUAUAGCGAAUACCUAAUGUACUUUUGAAAAAAAAAUCUGUUUGAAAAGGAAAUAUUGUUGAGAAGUAACUGUAAAACUUGUAAACAAUUUUUCUCACAAUACCACUAAAGAAGACUGGAUGGGAUCUCUUAUCUGGUGGAGAUAGGGAGGAGACACUCCCAUCUUCCCUUAUUAAGUUCAAGCACUGGCUCCUGCUCUUUUCUAAGGUAAUGCUUAACAUUACAACUAGGAUGUCUCUAACCACUUUUUUAAAAGCCAUGGUCUAACACUGUCACCAUACAAAAUGACUGAGUCUGUAUAAAAUGUUUUUGUAAAACCAUCAUUCUCUGCUUAUGGGAUUGACAAGGAUGCAAACUGACGAUUGUAAAUUGGCACAUACUAAAUUUCACACCUCUGGUCUCUAAGGUGACACCUAGAGUCUCAAGCCCAAGUAUUUGGAUAAAUAAACUACUAUAGACACUACCCAAUGUUAUUCAUUGUAGCUGGAGCAAACAAUAAUUUGAAAGUUUUUAAAUAAUUUUCAGAACUAGUUUUAAGUACUCAUGUGUACCCCCUUUGGAUAGAUGUUCAGUUUUAGUUUAAUCCAUUACUAGGCACUUUAACUUAAAUCUAAUGUGAUAGAAGACAUGCUGUCUAAUUCAGUUCAUUUAAUGUCUGCUCUUAAGUGUACUGUGGAGUAUAUAAUGGUAGUUGUGUACCUAACGGCCUUUUUAAUCCACUAAUAAAAUGAAGCUCAAACCCCCAAAAGAUCACAAUGAUGGACAAGAUAUAAGAACCUGAACAGAAUACAGAAAAGAGCCUUGAUAACUUAUACUUAGAGACUGUGCAUAAUUGGUGAUAUACAUAUUCUGUUAUCUCAGGGGUAGGCAACCUAUGGCACAUGUGCUGAAGGCGGCACGCGAGCUAAUUUUCAGUGGCACUCACACUGCCCGUGUCCUGGCCACCGGUCCAGGGGGCUCUGCAUUUUAAUUGAAUUUUAAAUGAAGCUGCUUAAACAUUAUAAAAACCUUAUUUACUUUACAUACAACAAUAGUUUAGUUAUAUAUUACAGACUUAUAGAAAGAGAUCUAAAAAUGUUAAAAUGUAUUACUGGCACACGGAACCUUAAAUUAGAGUGAAUAAAUGAAGACUCUGCACUCCACUUCCAAAAGGUUGCUGACCCCUGUGUUAUCUCAACCAUGUGACUCUUGAGUUGCAUUAUUUCAGCAAUGGCACAAAUAGAUUGGAUAGUGCCCAGUCUGUCUGUGCCUACUAAUAAUCUUGGGCCUUGAACCUGCAAAUAUUUAGGCUUGUUAGUAUAGUUAUGUAGGAUCUGGACUUUUGCGUAAGGGAAGUGGGGGAAGCAUUGAGGCACAAGCAUUCAAACCACAGUAUUUUCAAUUGAAGGCUAAGGAAUCUACAUUUUAGAAACUUAGUUGUAUACAGUAACUCCUCACUUCAAGUCGUCCUGGUUAACGUCGUUACAUUGCUGAUCACUUAGGGAACAUGCUCAUCUAAAGUUGUGCAAUGCUCCCUUAUAACAUUGUUUGGUAGCCGCCUGCUUUGUCUACUGCUUUCAGAAAGAACAGCCCGUUGCAGCUAGCUGGUGGGGGUUUGGAACCAGGGUGGACCAGCAACUCCCUGUUCCCCUAAGUUCCCUGUGUGGCAGCUGCCCAGCAGGCUAUCAAUUGCUGGCAGUCCAGCUGUCUCCUCCCCGUCCCCCACUGCCAUGUGCUGCUCCUGCCCUCUGCCUUGGAGCUGCUCCUGGGAGCCUCCUGCUUGCUGUGCAGGGGGCAGGGAAGAAGGGGGCUAAUGUCAUGGUGCCCCCUCCCCAUUGCUCCUGCCCCCUGCUUACCCCAUCUCUAGUGGGGGACGGAUGGACAUGACAGAGCUCAGGACAGAGGGAGCUUGCGGGCAGCAGCUGCUGUCUCAACUUGCUGGCCUACUUAAAAAGGCAAUGUACUUAAGAGUGGGGUCAGCGUACUUGAAAGGGCAAUGUGCAUCUCUCACACACAUGGUAUGUGUCUCUGUCUGCCAUGCUGUCUCCCCUCCCUCCAUUUGUGCUGCCUUGUAGACUGUGAGGCUACAUUAACAAUGUGUUAACCCUUGAGGGCUCAGCUGAGUGCUAGUUCAUCAUUUAGCAGUAAGACAUUCCCUGGAAAAUAUCCCAUCCUCUGACUUCACCAUAUCAACCAAGCUUCACAAUCAUCAUUGCUGUGUACAGUAUUAAAUUGUUUAAAACUUAUACUCUGUGUGUGUAUGUAUAUACACACACACAGUUUUAAACAAACAAUUUAAUACUUAAUAUAUAUUAGUCUUUUGUCUGGUGAAAAAAAUGUCCCUGGAAGCUAAUACCCCCUGCUUACAUUAAUUCUUAUGGGGAAAUUGGAUUCGUUUAACAUCGUUUUGCUUAAAGUCACAUUUUUCAGGAACAUAACUACAACGUUAAGUGAGGAGUUACUGUAGAUUACAAAUUUAAGCAAUUUAUAGAAUCAGUUCAAUAGCAUAAAUGUGAAUAAAUGCAAAAUUUUAAAAUAAUUGCUUUUGUUCCCAGUCAUGCCCCUAUGAUUUGAAUUUAGCCAUUUCUUGUUUCAUUACUAUUUACGUAAACUAUUAAUACUUUUGUAUAUGGAAAACAGAGCUAUGUGAGUAAUUGGUUUCAAUUUUUUUAUUUUCUUUGCAUAACCAAACAUGUAGUAGACAAGUAUAAUCUUCCGCCAUCAUUUUAGCAGGACCUAAGUAUAAAUUUUAAGUUAUAGUAUACACAAU